This is a messenger RNA of Dichotomopilus funicola, 1818 nucleotides long. RefSeq lists its product as uncharacterized. The transcript has a single exon. The record is from RefSeq and is a predicted model, not a curated record. The coding region runs from base 1 to 1818 and encodes 605 amino acids. NCBI's taxonomy places the organism in Eukaryota, Fungi, Ascomycota, Sordariomycetes, Sordariales, Chaetomiaceae.
AUGGCAGAGCAAAACCCGCUAGUUGGGGGCGGCACGCACAAGGGAUUGUCCCCGGCCCCCAAAACCUUCAUCACUCACACCUUCCCAACCAUUCACCAAAAUACAAUCAUUGUCGCAGCCACGCACCCGACAGUCCAAACCGGGGAGCAGACCAGAGACGGUUGGUUUUUGUCGGAUUUUUAUGCCUUCAACUACCUCCUCAACGGCUCCGCCGAGGACCAAACGUGGCUGACGGCAGCUAAACCAGAGAGGCUAGUGGAGAAGUAUGGUAACUUCCUCCACGGUUCACCCGAUGGAGAUCGCAAGGUAGUCCUAAGCCGCGACCUCAUCGACUCGGGCAUCACCCCAGUCACCCUCGUCGAGCCUGCCAAAAUGAACGACAGAUUUCUCAGCGAGGUCAAUGAAGCAUCUCUCCGGGCUAAGAAGAGUGGUUAUCCGCUUCUUCUCAUGGUUUUUUGUCAUGACGUCCAAGGUCACUACCUCUGCCUCGACAACGGCACGCGAAAGAAGGGCAUCAGUAUUGUUCGGCUCAAAGCAGCCCUAGAGCCGGGUGUAUCGGUCACCCUACUGACAACAGCCUGUUUCUCUGGAGGCUGGGCAGUCACCCCUGAGCUUAAUACAACAACAAUGGCUGCCGCACAGCCCGAGGGUGAAUCAAUCUCGUGGCAGAUGUCGAGUAGCAUGGGACGAGCCUGCGGCUCCGUGUUUGCGGGAGCUACUAUCUCGACGCUAUCGGACGCUUCGACGCCACUACUUGGACAGGGCAGCAGUUCGGAAGCACCAACAGGCGAGACCUGCCUCCAGCCCGAGGAGCCUACCGCGUUGCAGACAGAAACGUACAAUGAGUUUUGUCGUUCCAUCACGGAUGUUUUAGGGGCGCGGGGACUCUCUGGCCUCCUAUCGGACGACUUCACAUUUAGCGCUCAGGAUGACAAAUGGGAAUAUUCCUGGACUAGAAGAUCAGGAAUUCCAUUGGCUCAUUUCAAAGAGCGCUGGGAAAAGCUGCCCACGUACCCUCACCAACCAACCGCCGACAACAAUCAGACUACGCCUGCCGCCCAUUUUACAGGCGGCGCCGACGCCAAUACCGUUGUCGAGGAGAUUACGCACGCAACGGUCCAAUCACGAGUAACCAGUAUGGCGAAGCUGUUUCUCGAGAUUCUCUGCCCCGGCGAUUGGAAUAUGGAGCAGAAUGUUGCUGUUGGGGGUGGGCUCUUCGAAUUCAUUAACAACCACCCUAACGCCCCGUCUGCGUCCGAGGUUUCCGAUAUGAUCCGCUUCAGAUGGAACGCGUGUUUCCUCGUCGAUAGGUUUGUCGACGAUCACAACCUGGAUCGUCCGGACGGCAAGAUCUGCGUCCUGUGGCAUGCUCAGGAGCAUCCUGCGGCGAUGCAAGUUAAAUAUGGCCGAGAGGGAUGGCAGGCGCGUUAUUCCCCCGUUCGGCAGGCUUUGGUAGAAGGUGGCGCGAUGAUUGAGCCAGCGGAUCAUCAAGGGCCAGUGUUCUAUCGGCCUCUCACAUAUAUGGCGACAGCUAUCGCUGAGACAUGUACAACCGAGGAAGCGACGAAGGGAAUGGUGCGAGAGUACUGCGAGUACGUUGCGAGCAUCCGAAAAUUCUACCUCGACCGUGUUGUCGAGUCAACGGCUGUUCGGGGCAGGGGCCGCAAGUGGCUGGAAUCUAUCGAUAGGCGCCUCCGUCGCUCGCUGUCCCCGUCGAAGGGUCUUCGACCUUCCACGGCGGCUCGGCCGAGCGUCGGCGAGACCGAUAACGCUUCACCGGGAAGCAAUAAGCUCGGGAAUGCUCCCAAUUUGUAUUAA